Messenger RNA from Hypomesus transpacificus, 1426 nucleotides. Its product is annotated as cysteine-rich and transmembrane domain-containing protein 1-like. The coding region runs from base 450 to 893 and encodes 147 amino acids. The transcript is spliced from 3 exons. NCBI's taxonomy places the organism in Eukaryota, Metazoa, Chordata, Actinopteri, Osmeriformes, Osmeridae. Gene Ontology annotation, cellular component: extracellular exosome. The record is from RefSeq and is a predicted model, not a curated record.
GGGCGUGAGGUAGGCUAACGGGAGUCAGAGGGCCACGAGGUGCACAUUUAAAACAGUCAGGUGACAGAACCACGGCGUCCAGUACAUUCACUUCGGUUUUCUCUUCCGUUGAGUUGAGCUAGUCCUCAUUAUCGUUUGUUUAAUUAAAAGAUAAACUUAACUGUUACUGUAGACCAGUAGGCUGAGCUAUAAUUUACACCUGACCGGUUGAAACGGAAAGAGCAGCGGAAGAAACUUCUUUCCCACCGCCGCGGAUCAGCUGUCUCUCCGUCGUCGAGUUACCGAUCAGCAAGUUACGGCAACGGAACUCCCCUGAGCGACUGGGAUUAGAAACGCAGUCAGUCAGCUGUCCAUGGAAAUUUUUAUAUAAUUCAAAUCAAGAAGAGUAAAAAAGGUUGUCUUCAGUCGGAACGAGGGGACACCCCAAUUCACUUUUCCAGCCCCAAAAGAUGAACUACGAGCAGCCCCCCCCCUACGGGGGUGUGCCGCCCCCCACCGCCCCGGGCUACCCUGGCCCCAUGGCCCCAGCCUACCAAACCCAGCCAGGGUACCCAGACCCAGCCUACGCCCCCCAGCCACAGGCCUACCCCACCCAGGGAUACCAGACCCAGGCCUAUCCAGCUGGCUCCUUUCCCCCCGGGCCCCCAGAAGUCUACCAGGCCCAGCCGGGGUACCAGGGGUACCAGGUGCCCCCCCCAGGGCCCCCCCACCCCCAGUACGGCUGGCAGGAUGGCCCCCCUGGGGCUCCCAUGUACGGAGACCCUGCUAAGAACACAGUGUACGUGGUGGAGGACAGGCGGUCAGAGGGAAGAGGAGGAGGAGGAGGGGAGGCGUGUCUCACCGCCUGCUGGACAGCCCUCUGCUGCUGCUGUCUCUGGGAUAUGAUGACCUGAGAUACCACGACCCCUGACCCCCAACAAGACCCUACCAUGACCCCUGAAACCUGACCCCCACCAAGACCCCAAGAUUUUACCAUGACCCCUGACCUGACCCCCACCAAGACCCUAGACUCUUAUCAUGAACCCUGGCCCCUACCAUGACCCCUGAACCUAGACUUGAUCCACGAACCAUCACCCUUGAACCCUGACACCAUCAUGAUGCACCAUCAUGCACCUUGAGGAGUUUACGAGAUGGAUUUCCUCAGUGGUCCAUGAACCUGACCCCUGACUCCAACCCUCAACAAGCCAUCCGUUCUCAAGUGUCCGUUCUUUCCUUUUUAUUGUGAUUCACAUAGAGACCUGUUGACCUGUCAGCCCUGUUGAACAUGUGAGAUCUUACAUGCGAUAAGGUUAACAAAUUGUCCAUCUAGAUAUUAACACCUCAUAUUGAUGUAUUUCUGUUUUCAUGUUAGAAGUGUGUUUGAAUUAUAAUGGUUUGAGAUGUUUUAUGGUUUUCUGCCGGUAAUAAAAAACAUUGUUUCUCCCUC